AUGUUUAAAGAUCAGCACGAGAAGGCAUCUAACACAGAAGAGUGUACAUCUGUAGGAUCAGUUUAUCAUGUUUCGCCAUCCUCAAUUUUUAAUGAUCCUGACUAUUAUCCAACACCUUCAAGCAAUGUAAUAAAUAUAACUUACAAACAAACUGCUGCUUCCAAUGCAACAAACAACAACAAAACUCUACCAACUAAAAUACAAAAAAAAAUAAUAAGUAGUACCAUAGAAGCACUAAUAGUGACUUUAAGUUCACCAAUCGAUGUCGUAGAUUAUAAUUUGUUUUCAGAUUUUUUUAUCAUAUACAGACGCUUUUUAUCUUGUACAGACUUACUAAGCCUAUUAAUUAAUAGAUUUAACUGGUGUAUUGGAGAAGUUUUGAAUACUACUCCUUCUACAAAAAAGAAUGGUGUAAAUGAAAAAAGACACAAGUUGGGAGAGAUAGCAUUAGUUCGUACCUUUGUUUUAUUAAGGCAUUGGGUGUUAAAUUAUUUCAUUGAAGAUUUUGCAACAUCCCACACUUUGACUGAACAGUUUUUAAAUUUUUUAAACUCAUCUCACAAUAUUUUGAUUAAUAGCGGACAUGAUAAUAAAUCUUCAAAUAAUUCAAAGAAAGUUAUAUCAAAUGUCAUUGUAAAUUUGAAAAAAUGCUGGAUUUCUAGACUAUCAAUUACUAUUGAUGGGUUCCAGUUACCUAACUUACCCACGGUUUCUAAUGGAAAUAUAAGCCAAUAUGUAACAGAUUGGCUGCUAUACAAAAUUAAAGAUCCGUUUUCAAAGACAAAAUCUUCAAAAGGGGAGAAUGAUGAUAGCAGCGGCGAUAAUUGGAUUAGAAAUAAAAGCAAAAAUAGCCUAAGUUUUUAUGCCAUUGAAAGUAGCUCAAACCCAGGAUUUCGCAACCAAAGUUUUUUAUCGAUAUAUAAUGGUAAUAAUAUCAACAACUUAAAUUUUAAACUACCAACCUUUGAUGAACUAAAGGAUAAUAAUGACAAUAUCAACAAGACUCAUAAUAUUGCUACUGGAAUGUUGCGCUCAAAAACACCUAUACUUGCCAAUUCUAAAUCUAGAAAUUCUUUUUUGUAUCCUAGAAAUUUCACAACUCCCAUUGUAGAUAAUAAAGGUAUCAAAGAUAAUGCUAAUGUUGGGGAAAACAAAACAACUGCUUCAAACCUCUCAUCUUCUUCUUUAGGAAAAAAAACCCAAUUACCUUUGCAAAAUAAAGUAGAAAAAACUAAUAAAGUUUCAGAAGCACCAGAGAAUAUUAAUAACAGUAAUAAUAUCAAAAUUUUUUUGAAUUCACUUGAAUAUCCGUCGUCAUCGAAAAUAGACAAAAUUAUUCCACCCACUCCAGCUAAAAAGAUAGAAUUUGUUAUUAGCACUAAUGAACCCUUAUUAAGACCUCCUCCAACAUCAGAGAAGAAAGUAAAAGAUCCAGGAAAUACAUUAACCUUAACGACAUCCAACAAAGUAGAGAACACUUGCUUUACCAGAGAUAGUAGCUACAGUAGUAUCACCAGUUUAAAGAAGAAAAUAACGAGGGGUAGUGUAAACGAAUUGUUAAGUCGGUGGUCUAUUAAUCACAAGACACACAAUAAUAACCAGCUUUUAAAAAGAUCAAGCAUAUCAGGACCUGCUACAGAAAAUAAUACUUUAGACAAAAUGAAAGCCAAAAAUGCUGUCACAACUCAUACUGAUAGCGAAGAUAAUCAGAAAAAUAUGAACAAUUUGGUUAAGUAUGUGUUUUCAAUUACAUCAUUAGAUUCCAAACCAAACAAUGCUACUGAUAUUUUCAUGGAAACACCUAAAUUUGAUAUUUUAAGUGCAAGAAGUAUUGAUCAGGUUGAAUAUCUAAUUGAAAUGGAAAACAAGUUGUUAAAAGAGUUGUCUGCGCAACGCCAACAAAAAGAAAAACAACAAAAGUUGGUGGACUCUUCCGAAAAAGAUAAGUAUUUUACUACUCCAGAAAAUCAUAAAAUUCUAGAUUUUCCUGAUGCUAAUGAGGACACCGAUAAUAUUAAUAUUGAUAAUGAUAACGUUCAAACUGAACAACAAAAUGGGGCGGAAGAUGUUAAAACGCCAGCACCCAUUAAUGGUAUGGAUAAUUUAAAUUUGUAUUACACGGUGAAUUCUAUUGCAAAUUCAGUUUUAUCAAUUUCCAAUCAACUAAAUAGACAGAAAUCACAAAGUACCAGUAACAAUUUUGUGAAUUUGCAAAAUUCAGAUCUGUCAAGCAGUUCUGUUGUUGGAAAUACAUUAGCACAAAAACCGGAAUAUGUUUUAAAAAGCCCAUUUUUCCAGGACAGAAAGUCUACAAAAAAUAAUUCAGGAUUACCCACAAAAACAAAUCAUUCAAUAGGUUUAAAUAAAAAUAAUUCCAUGGUUCUUCGCAGAAAACAUAAAAAAAACGAGAGCAAUCCUAGCAUUUUUUUGGCAUCAAAAAAUAAAUCUUUUUUAUAUUCUUUAGAAAAGGUUGGAUACUCCAGUGCUGAUUGUGAACUGCUUUCACAACACGCUUUAAAUAACACACCUACCAAGGCAAUCAAUUAUGAUUAUAAAUUACAAAGAUUGUCAAAUUUUUCUGCGUCAAGAUAUUCACAGGGCUCCACUUUAUCGUAUAUCACAUACGAUUCAAAUUUAUCCAUUUCUAUGGAUCAAAUAACCAAGGGAUCGCUUAUCCAAAUAAAUGAUCAAAGAGGAGAAAUUAAUACUAAUACUAUUUCUCCUUCCAACAAUACUAACGACAAAUGUACUGUUUUAAGGAGGAAAUCUGGAAUUAAUAAUUUAAGAGAUGUUACCAAAGAUAAAGGUCAACAAGCUGAUAAUAAUGGUGAUGACACAAACAAUUCUAUCCAUACCGGUAGAAACAUUGCACUUCCGUUGGAGGUGCCAAGAAGAAGUUCUAAGCGUUAUUUUAGAAACAAUAACAUUGCAAAUAUUCAAAAAAUAAAGAAUCUAAAUGAAAUUGGGGAGGGGAAAGGCGGUAAUAAUACAGCUAUUUUGAGCCAAAAAGACGCAUCUCCUGUUGGAAAAGUUACUUAUAUAACGGACAAUGGUGGAAAUCUUUCAUCGAAUGUGGAAUUGUCUUCAAGUACUGCACUGCCGUCCAAUAACACAAAUAUUGAAAAUAGUUUAGCUUUAAAUAGCAUUAAUGAUGAUGCUGCUAAUUUAUCUGAACGCCAACCAAGUAUUAAAAAUAGUGGAAGAAUCUACAUCAACCAACGAUCACUUGUCAGAAAAAAUUCAGUUACCCCUCUGAAAAAUUUGAAUAAGAAAAGUUCUCAUCCUAGACACCAAUCAGUUCCUGUAGUUAUACGAUCACCGUUAGAAAAUCGUAGUUUUAUUAAAAAGGAUAGUAUAUUAGUAGAACAGGAGUUAAGAUUAAUGGAAAAAGACAAUACUAAUCAUGAGGGCUUAAGAAACACCAUUCAAAUUAUUGACCAUGAAAACAAUGGAACUUCAAUAUACACAGAAGACGAAGAUGAAAAUAGUGAUUUCCCAUCUAUCAUGAAAUUAUCACCGGUUAGUCCUACUAGUAUCAAGAGAGAUAAGCUGAUUGUUAAAAAUGAAUAUCAAUUGGAGCGUUUAGAAAAAGCUAUAAGUUGCUUAUUAGUUAGUGAUACUGUAUUGAAUAGAAAAUCAUACAGAUCGAGUACGUCAUCCAUCUCUAGUGUUUCUACAGAUGUGAUUUUGGUUUCUCCGAAGAAAAAUAAUUUUGAUAUUAUCAAUGGAAAGAAUGACGAGCGUGUUUCGUUAAAUAUGCCUUCAAUAGAACAGGGGGUUUUGAAAGAAUCAACAAGUAAUAAAACGUUAAAGGCUUCAGAAUAUUCAUUUUUAAAGGAGUCUAAUAGCAAUAGAACUUUGAAAGGACCAGGUUCUGGGUUUAUAAAGGAAUCCAAUAGUAACAAAACAAUAACGAGUCAUCCAUUGCUACCUGACGCAAGUAAAGAUGAUGAACGAGUGGCGGAUUCAUUGAAGCAAAAUGUGGCUACUUCCACGUCUCGUGAUAGAAAAGUAGAGAGUACAAGCAUUGAAUCGCUUGUUAAAUAUAUCAAGGAAUCCAGUAAUGACUGUAUUGACAAAAUUAUCUCGGAUACUGGAACUUUAGAAAUUGAUACAGAAAAAAAAAUAGUUUUGGAGCAGGCUGAAACUAGUGACAAAAUGGACUUGAGGAAGGCAUUUAAAGCCAAACAUGGUGGCUCCUUAUACUUAGAAGAAAGUAAAUCAGACUUAUCGUUUUUAGAUUUUUCUAUUGAUUCGCUCAGUCAUCAUGGUUCACUCAAAUAUCCUAGGAACAAUGGGAAAAAUUAUAUUUUUUCUGCUGAUGAGGACGAACACGGCGAGAAAGAAAAAAUCGCUACUGGUGUGGCUACCGAUGAAUAUGUUGAUAGACUUAAACCCACAUCUAUUCUUGAAGGGGAUAAUUCACAUAUAAGUGACAAUGGUGAUGAUAUAAGUUCAGCCGCUGCCGAUGAUAACAUUAACGCUAAUUAUACAUUUGAAAAAAUUGUUGAAGAUGAUGCUCUUUCAGCUGAUAAUGGAGCAAUUACUGCAAAAAAUAAUCACCACAACAAUUUUUUUGUUGCUGAUUCUACCAAUGAUAACCAAAACACCAGUGCUCUAGAUGUCGGCAGUAUUGCUACCAGUGCGAAUAUUGACGCAGAAGAGGAUUCAACUACCGAAGUAAGAAACAGUUUUGUAAAUGGAUUAAAGAAAAAGUUUUUACCCUCUUCAGUAAAGACGUCUUCGCUUUUGGAAGUAAAUUCAGCGGACUCAACGGAACCCUUACAUUUUUCUAGCAGCACUAUGAAUGUUACAAAGAAGGGUAACACUCCCAACAUUGUUACAUUUGCUCAAAUGCCGGAUGAAUCUUUCCAGAACAACAAUCCGGUUGACGUUGCAUUGAUGAAAUUAGAAGGUACGUAUUCCAAAGAGGAUGGUAAAUCUGAAAAAAGGAAGAUCAGUAGCGAUAAUGAUGAUACGGAGGAUCACGAUAGGCUGAAUUCAAAAGAGGAUAUGCUGAAUUCUUUGAAAUCUACUCCGCCAUCAUCAAGUAAUGAUUCUUCUAAAUUUGUUGAUCAAAAAGACCCAUUUACAAAACCAUCAAAUUCUGCUGACGAUGGGACUGCUCCCUUUUUAAGAACUCUGAAUAGGUUGUCACCAGAAAGAAACCCUUUGUUCAAAAAUACUAGCACAACUAAUUUAUCUAAUAGACAAUCUUUAUUAAUUGAAAAGCGAAGAAAUAAUAGGAGAUUCACAAUGUACGAAUAUUUCCCAGAUAACAAAGACCAACACAACGAUGAUGAUGAUGAUGUCAAAGAAAAUGAAACCAAUAAUUCUAAUAAUACUAAUGAAAAUCCAAGAUAUAACUUUGUUUUGGAAAACUCUGCCGAUGAACAAGUUAGAAAUUUAUUGAACGGGUAUCAAAUGGAUGAUUUUAAACUUGGACUGCAAAAUGCUAAUGAACAUAUUCCAUUUAUUUUGAUGUAUGAUUCACUAAGCAUUGCUAUUCAAAUGACCCUUAUCGAACGUGAUGUUUUGAAUGAAAUUGAUUGGAAAGAUUUAUUGACUUUAAAUAUGCAACACAGUUUACCAACUUUUACCACAUGGUUGCAAGUGUUGUUUUAUAACGAGCAUUUGACUGGAAUUGACUUGGCUGUCUCAAGAUUUAAUCUAUGUGUAGAUUGGAUUAUUUCUGAGAUUGUUUUAACCACAAAUACAAAAUUAAGACGAAACACAAUUCAAAGAUUCAUUCAUAUUGCAGAGCAUUGUGUGAAAAUGCAAAAUUUCAAUACUGUUUUGCAAAUUGUCCUUGCAUUAAAUUCUAUUAUCGUUCAAACUUACAAUGAAAGUUGGAGAUUAGUUGAACCAGGAGAUUUAUUAACUUGGGAAGAAUUAAAAAAAAUACCCUCUUUGGACAGAAAUUUUUCUACCAUAAGGAAAUUCAUGAAUGAAAUGGACCCAAUUAAGGGCUGUGUUCCAUUUAUCGUAUUAUAUUUAAGUGAUUUGUCGUUAAAUGAACAAAAGAAAGAUUGGUUGUCAGAAAACAUGGUUAAUUAUGGAAAAUUUGAAACCUCUGUUGAUAUUGUAAAGAAUUUCAUUCAAAGAGUUCAGUGGGGUGUUCAGUUUUAUGAUAUUACUCCAGAUAGUGAGCUAUUGAGUAAAUGUGUCUACAUUAGUUGCUUAACUCCAGAAGAGUUGGAAAUUGCAACCAAAGUUUGA
Molecule: messenger RNA, 6219 nt
Organism: Saccharomycodes ludwigii
Lineage: Eukaryota; Fungi; Ascomycota; Saccharomycetes; Saccharomycodales; Saccharomycodaceae
Gene: LTE1
Product: mitotic regulator LTE1
Exons: 1
Coding region: 1-6219 (2072 amino acids)
Biological process (GO): positive regulation of GTPase activity; Ras protein signal transduction
Cellular component (GO): plasma membrane
Molecular function (GO): guanyl-nucleotide exchange factor activity
Source: RefSeq, a predicted model, not a curated record